Molecule: messenger RNA, 564 nt
Organism: Papilio xuthus (Asian swallowtail)
Lineage: Eukaryota; Metazoa; Arthropoda; Insecta; Lepidoptera; Papilionidae
Exons: 5
Source: RefSeq, a predicted model, not a curated record
CUGCGGGCGCGGAGCCCGAACGUCUGCUCGCUGCGCUGCUCGACCUCGCCACCCUCACGCGAUUGUUGGGACGACUUGCUCCCGCGCUUCUUGCCGAAGCGGAAGGUGGUCGUGGCGCGGCUGCGGGCGCGGCGCUGCUGGAACGUGCGGCGGCCGCGCUGGCCGGAGCCGCACUGACGCGCCCGCACCGCGCGCACUCGCAUACGCACGCACACGCCCACGCCUUCGUACAAGUGCACGCAGAAAUGUUUGCAUGUAUGGGCGCGUGGUGUUGCUACGCCACGGAUUGCAAUGUGCCGAUACAAACUAUGGAAGGCCUUUUCAACUCUGCAGUGCCGUUUUUAAUACCACAUGAAAUGGCUGAGCCUCCCCUGCUUUGUCACGCAGCCGCACAUCUGUUGCUGAGUCUCUCAAAGAAUGUAAAGUUCACCAAUGAUCCCAUACUACUGGUGGGUGACUUAUAUAACCACGCUCAACGCUCACUGCAUUACUUGGAACCGAAGACAGCGGGCGUGGUGCGCGAGGCGCUGCUGUCGUUGUCUCUGUCUCGUGGUGUGGCGGGCG